Messenger RNA from Anastrepha obliqua, 1383 nucleotides. Its product is annotated as LIM/homeobox protein Awh. The record is from RefSeq and is a predicted model, not a curated record. The transcript is spliced from 6 exons. Lineage: Eukaryota; Metazoa; Arthropoda; Insecta; Diptera; Tephritidae. Gene Ontology annotation, biological process: regulation of transcription by RNA polymerase II; neuron differentiation. Bases 74 to 901 code for a protein of 275 amino acids. Gene Ontology annotation, molecular function: RNA polymerase II transcription regulatory region sequence-specific DNA binding; DNA-binding transcription factor activity, RNA polymerase II-specific. Gene Ontology annotation, cellular component: nucleus.
UGUUGUGGGCAGGAAUUUUUAUUUCUUUCUCACGCUGGGAUUAAAAACCGCCAAAAUUGUGGAGGCACUUAAAAUGAAGACUGAGCUGCGUUCAUGCGCGGCGUGUGGGGAGCCAAUCUCGGAUCGGUUUUUUCUUGAGGUUGGCGGUUGCUCAUGGCAUGCCACCUGCUUGCGGUGUUGCAUCUGCCAGUGUCCGCUCGACAGACAACAAUCGUGUUUCAUUCGCGAACGGCAAGUCUAUUGCAAGGCGGAUUAUGGCAAACACUUCGGCGCAAAAUGCUCAAAAUGUUGUCGUGGCAUAUCCGCCUCAGAUUGGGUGCGUCGCGCGCGUGACCUUGUCUUCCACUUGGCAUGUUUCGCGUGCGAUCAGUGCGGGCGACAACUCUCCACCGGCGAACAAUUUGCUCUGAUCGAUGAUCGGGUGCUGUGUAAGGCGCAUUACCUGGAAACGGUUGAGGGUGGCACCACUUCAAGUGACGACGGCUGUGAUGGUGAUGGUUAUCACAAGAGUAAAACGAAACGUGUGCGUACCACCUUCACCGAGGAACAAUUGCAGGUGCUGCAGGCCAACUUUCAGAUUGACAGUAAUCCGGAUGGGCAGGAUUUGGAGCGCAUCGCAUCGGUGACCGGUCUUAGUAAGCGUGUAACGCAAGUUUGGUUUCAAAAUUCGAGAGCGCGACAGAAAAAACAUAUUCAUGCUGGUAAGAAUAAAAUGCGUGAACCCGAAGGAAGCUCAUUUGCCCGCCAUAUUAACCUGCAGUUAACGUAUUCAUUUCAGAAUAACGCCCAGAAUCCCAUGCACUUGAAUGGCAACUCAAAGGGAUUAUAUCCAACGCAUGAGUCUUCCAUGGAUGAGCUCUCACAGGACUCCAGCGUACAUUGCAUGCAAAGUGAAGUGUGACUGGGGCAUUUGAACCACCAUUGAAGCGGACCCAUGUCUACAUAUAUUGGUGGAAUCGGAAGCACACACACACAAGCGCAUACUUGACGUACACAUGGCAAUAUUUGUGUAUAAAAACCCCACGCAGUGGAAACUAAAACCCAGUAAAGAUAAAAACAAAUUUAACGAAAAAAAACGUCCUACCCUAGUCAAAAUUAUAAAACAAACUGUAAUCAAAUUAACUACACAUUUGUACAUACAUAUGUGCCCGUGAGUGCAAAAGGAAAUCGUCCAAAAAUGUUAAAUUUUACAAGAAAUUGGUAAGCAAAGCGAACACCUAAAUUGCCCUAAACUUAUCUCGAAUCGCAAUCCGAAAUAAUUUUCCUGCAGAGGUGUUAGUGAAAAACAUUUUAUGAUUUUUCUUUUAAUUAGAACGCAACAAUGCAAUCCUUAAAAAAUAUAUAUAGAACGCUUAGAUAACAAGACAGUAUACAAAUUACAAG